Molecule: messenger RNA, 745 nt
Organism: Helicoverpa zea (corn earworm)
Lineage: Eukaryota; Metazoa; Arthropoda; Insecta; Lepidoptera; Noctuidae
Exons: 1
Coding region: 2-745 (247 amino acids)
Source: RefSeq, a predicted model, not a curated record
AAUGGUACACACAGGCAAUAUUUCAAAACAUUCAAGGGACUCUACUAAGUAUUCGUCACUUGCAUUGAAGAAACGGUAUUCAUCUUCAUUAUCAGCUUCAGUAGACGCUGACCGAUCUGACAUCGACGUGAACCUAUCGACUGCGGUCACCAACACCCUCAGCAUGAUCAGCACGCCUUGGAGUACGGAGAGCUGGUGCUCCUUGAACAGUACUCUGUUGGUGUCUGACUUGUUAGAGGACCCUUCAUGCUUUUACUAUACUAAUACAAUGACAUCCCUGGACCCGCUUACAACAACCUACUCGAGUUGUAUUGCUUCGCGCACAGUCGGGACCUACAGCAGGACUACUCUAACUUUGUACAGUUUCGCAACAACUCCUUGUAUUAGUGACCAGUUAUACUUGCCCUCGGUGCAGAAGAGCUCGAGUUCUUUGGAGACGCUGAGUUCGUGGACGCCGGAGUCGGUCGGUAGCGUGCAACUGGUCGCCAGCGGCUCCAGCGAGAUGAAGGUGCAGUAUCCUUGGAGUCCCGCCACUAAGAACAGUUGUACGGACUACUACCCAAACAGUUUGGACACGUGCAGCCUGGAACUGGAGUUAGGGAAGGACAACAAGGACACCCUGAAGCCAGCGACGUCAGCUAAAGACCUGAUGUCCGUGAGCUUCAGCUCCAAAGUAGAAUGUCAUGAGAUAGAGCGAAGCGUGGCAAAUGAAAAUUACUUCCCAACGCUCUGCACGGUCAUUUGA